AUGUCCAAGCUCCCAACGUUUCUCAUAAUCCUCCUUACCUGCGCCCACGCGCUAUGUGCCGAUCUCCGGGAGAUCUACAGAUUUCCCAACGGAACUUGGGUCGAGAACAUCGCAGCUCGACCAAACGGCAAUCUCCUCGUCACGCUAAUCAACAAACCAGAGCUCUGGCAGAUCAACCCUUCCAUCCGAUCCGGCCCUGGCUCUGCACAACUCAUCCACCACUUCGAGGAGGCGACACAAAUGAACGGCAUCGCCGAGCUGGCGCCGGAUACCUACGCCGUGAUUGCUUCCGACUCUGUCUGGACCAUUCGUCUCGGUGAGCAUGGCAAUGCCUCUAAUCCAGAGCAUAUUGCGACAUUCCCGCCGGGACUCUUGAAUGGGAUGGCUGCUUUGGAUGGAGGGAAGGCGGUUGUGAUCUCGGAUUCGGACCGCGGUCUUAUUUACCGACUUGAUGUUCGGACUGGUGAAUAUUCUGUUAUACAUCAGGAUGAGACGAUGGCCCCGGCAGAUUAUCUGGGUUUGCAGCUUGGGAUCAACGGUGUGAGGGUUGUGCGCGACUAUCUGUACUACAGUAAUACGCCCAAGCGGUAUUUCUGUCGUGUUCGGAUUGAUCUUCAUACUGGCCAGGCGAAGGGUCCGUAUGAAAUUAUUAGUGAUGGUGUUUUAUCUGAUGAUUUUGCGGUUGGGCCUGGCGAUAUCGGGUACUUGGCUGGGGCUAUGGAUAAUGUCGUUACGAGAGUUUUGCCUGAUGGGACUUAUGAAGUUAUUGCUGGGUCUAAGGACUCGACUGCGUUGAUGACUGCUACAUCUGCAGCUUUUGGAAGGGCAAGACAUGAUCGUGGUAUCCUUUAUGUUACCACUGGUGGAGAGACGGAGCUUCCUGUUAACAGCACUGCUAGUAGAGGUGGAAAAGUCAUGGCUCUUGCCAUUGACUCUUAG
This is a messenger RNA of Penicillium nucicola, 939 nucleotides long. RefSeq lists its product as uncharacterized. Lineage: Eukaryota; Fungi; Ascomycota; Eurotiomycetes; Eurotiales; Aspergillaceae. The coding region runs from base 1 to 939 and encodes 312 amino acids. The transcript has a single exon. The record is from RefSeq and is a predicted model, not a curated record.